AAGAAAUGUAUUUAUGAAAUUUAAAAGAGACAACAUUUUAGUUGAGUAGUUUUGACAAAGAGGGGUUUGGUGACGAAAGGGUUAAUCGUGCAGUCUUUACGACGGGCCGUAAACUGAUUCAUAAAAGAUGGCGACCCGGUGCAGCUGUCAAAACUUGACAGUUUAAUGUUGCAGACCUGGACGCUCAGAAACCAGCACGGACUAUCGGUUUGGACUAGUGUACUUGCAUUAGCUAAGGGCCAUCGCUCGAUCAGCGGAAGAGACGCGGAGGGGUCUUCUGUGUAGAAGAAGAGGAUGCUUUUUCCCUAAGGAGAUGACAUUGGGGAGGACAGAGGCUGCUGGGUUUGACACUAAACAAGUGAAAGAGCGUAUCAGAUCUCUGAUGUGAACUUAUCUGAAAGUACAAAUGAACGUUCAUACAUUUAUAUAACCGGUCUGUUACUUGUAUUUGCUAUUAAAAUGGCGUGGAGGUCACGGUUCUCUUACAUUGGACGGAGGCAUCUGAGUAUUUUCGCCAACCCAUCUCCCUCAAACUGGACUAAGGUGGUGUCUGAUGCUGAGAAGAUCGUAGGAUAUCCAACUUCAUUCAUGAGUUUCCGCUGUUUACUCAGUGACGAGCUCAGCAAUGUGGCCAUGCAUGUAAAGAAGCUGGUGGGAACGAAACACCCUCUGCUCAACACCGCCAGAGGAUUUCUGUACAACAGCCGGAAUAAUCUACAAAUGCGAGGUCUCAUCAUCAUGCUAAUGUCAAAAGCAGCCGGUCCAUGUCCCAGUAACAGUGACCUGAUUUGUGACAGUAUGGUCAGCGGCAUCUACCCCAGAAUCACAAUAUUUCCUUCUGUCUCUUUGUCUUUGAUUCACACAGCCUUCCUGGUGCAUCGUGGGAUUGUUAAUCUGAAGGAGUGGAUGAACUCUGAUGGCCCCCUCAAAAACAUGCAGUUUGGGAACAAGAUGGCCGUUCUGAGUGGCGAUUUCCUGUUGGCGAACGCCUGCACGGGGUUGGCCCAGCUCAAUGACUCCAAGGUGGUGGAGCUGAUCUCCAGUGCAAUCGGAGAUGUGAUGCAAGGAAUCUAUCACGAGAGCUCCACUUCUGCAGAGGAGAGCAGUCUAACAGUUGCAUCCUGGGAAGACCAAACAUUCCUGUCCCAUGGUGCUUUGCUUGCCAAGAGUUGUCAAGCAGCGAUGAAGCUGGCCAGACAUGAUACCGAGGCUCAGAAUUGGGCUUUUCAGUACGGAAAACACCUCGCUCUGGGACACAAGCUAAACUCUGAUCUACAGCUGUUCGUGAAGAGUGGGUCAGAACCAGCUGUGUUUAGUUUGGACUCGGCUCCAGUAGUCUUCCACAGACAGAUCGUAGGACCUGAGAGAUGGCGGCACCAGCUAAAACAGGUCCAGAAUAUGGCUAGACAGAUUGAUUACACGAAGCUCUGGGGCCUGAUAAAGAUGGAAAGAGGCGUGAGCCAGGGGCUUGACCUGUGCAGUUACCACAGCAACAAGGCCUUGGAGGCCAUGAAGUGCUUCCCACCAUCAGAAGCUCGGUCGGCACUGGAAAACAUGGCCUACGCGCUCACCAAGUUCUGAAGGUGGAUUCAAUCUGGAUGUAUAUAUAUGAAUCCAAUUCCGUUUGAUGCAGUUGAUUAAUGCUGAAACUGAGCCUGCCUGGAGUUUGAUCAUGAUUUCUUUGGGUGCUGUUUUAAGAGGACUUACUUUGGAGUGUUUGUGGUUCUGACCUGCUCUACAGAUGAUGAUUUUUAUAUGGAACUGAUGAGUUUCGCACACAGUCGAGUUUACCAGACUCAUACACACUCUAUGCAUUUAGUCACCAAAUCAGCUUUAUCUUUAAAAAAAAAAUAGAUAUCCUUUUUGAAAAAAAAAAAAACUCAAUGUCUCUCUUUAUUCUAUAAUUUCUAUGAUUCCCUGUGAUAUUUAACGGAGGUCAGUAUUUCUAUACACUGCUUCAAAGAAGACAAACAAACAUUAUUGAUAUCAUUGCAAGUUGAUUUGUGAGCAUAGAGAAACUCAUUGGUAUUAUAGGGGGUGGCAUUAACCAAAAUGUUUGUCUGAAAACCGAUGACUGCGUGUGUGUGUUGUGGGUGCCCGGGGUGCUCCAGCAGCAGUGUUGGCAGUAAUUAUUAAUGAGGUGAGUGUGUGACCUGAGUGAAUGGGCAGGAAAUGCUGCAGUAUUGAUCAGCUCAGCGAGAGGACUGGCGCCAGCCUGGGCAGCCUGCGGUUUCCCGGGUGACCACGGGGAGGACAAUUAUGGUGUGAAGUGGGGCGUAGGGGAGUGAUGGUCACCACCGACAGCCACCGGGCCACACACACACACACACACUUGAAUUGCUUGAAGGACAGAAAGGGAAGAACAUGCAUGCAGGAACACUAGCUCAGAGUUCCUACCAUGUCUUUCUCUGGCCUCAGAUAUGUUGGCAGGAUAUUACACUAAGUUUGCUCGGUAAGAGCAGGACAGCCCUCUGGACAUACAUGAAAAAUUCAUUUUGGCCUCAAGCAGACCUGAGAAAACUCCCCGUGAAAACCUAUGAAGAUGGAAACAAAGAACAAGCAGCUCUUCCUGACACAACAUCUCCUGUCAGAGGCAAACUCUUGCGCUGUCUUGCCCUGAUCAGAGUUUGUUCAGACUUUAUUAUUAGAGUCACUGUGAUCUGAAUUCUUUAUCAUAGAUUCAAAUAUCAUACUAAGUCAUGAGAGGUCUUUCGAUCUUUUGUGGGUUUUGGGUCUCUAUACCUCAUUCAAAUCACAAUUUAAUUAACCGUGUGGAAGUUUGCCUCAUUUUAAUCAGUCAUAGCUAACACUUCACAGACUGGAAGAAGUCAAUGUAUUAUUGAAUUUUCUGGUAAUUUUGGUUAGUUGAUCAUUGCUGGCUAAGUUUGUCUUUCAGUGACCUGGAGCCUGUUUCAUAAAAAAAGUUUACAAAAUAAGCCAGGCUUAUUUCAGUUAGUCUAAUUUAUUGUCAGCUGAUUUGGUUCAAAAUAAGUCAGACUAGCUGAAAUAAGCCUGGCUUAUUUGGUAAAAUUGUUUUAUGAAACAGGCCCCUGGCCUGAAAAACAAGCCCAAAAUAAGCGAUCCAGUCUGGAAAACUAAGCCCAAAACAUAAGACACCUGUUUUUUUAUAUAUAAUUAUUGUAUUAUUUAAGAAAACUCUUACAGUUACAUCAAAAGCAACUUGUAGUGUCAUAAAGAUGCUGCAGUCAAAUUACUAAAGAUGUCAAAAUAGACUGGUAAAAAAAAGUUCUAGUCAGUUUGUGGGAACAGACAGAAACAUUGUCACACACAAAAUUAUGAUUAAGUCAUCAUAUGUUCUAUGAGAGGCAACCACUAAUAAGCACAAAUAAGCAAUUGUAUUAUGAAAUUAUGCUCAAAAAAAAAAAGAAAGAAAAAAAAAAGCACAGCCAAAGACUGUCCAAAUCUAAGGAUCUUCUGGGGGAAAAACAAGCCCGAAGUCACUUAAGCAGACCUGGGGUGUAUUCCAGAAAGCACGGUUAACUUACCGUCAGCUAAACCCUGAACUUUCGGUUGAUUAAUCCCAAACCUUGCUUACUCAAGGUAUGUGGUUCCAAAAAUGCAUCCGGGAGUAAGUUCAUUCAGAGUAUGUUCCUGGUUAAGACUCAAGAUAUUCUCAACAGAGCGACGAAUCACUAUGG
Cyprinus carpio (common carp) is the source of this 3659-nucleotide messenger RNA. RefSeq names its product all trans-polyprenyl-diphosphate synthase PDSS2-like. Gene Ontology annotation, molecular function: prenyltransferase activity. Gene Ontology annotation, biological process: ubiquinone biosynthetic process; isoprenoid biosynthetic process. Gene Ontology annotation, cellular component: mitochondrion; transferase complex. Bases 460 to 1581 code for a protein of 373 amino acids. Lineage: Eukaryota; Metazoa; Chordata; Actinopteri; Cypriniformes; Cyprinidae. The record is from RefSeq and is a predicted model, not a curated record. The transcript has 8 exons.